AUGCCGACUACGACGACUACUACUACUACUAUUAGUAGGGUGCUUCCAUUGCCAAUACCAUCAUCAUCAUCAUCAUCAUCAUCAUCAUCCAACGCUACCAAGCCAGGGGAUUCAGACUCAACUAAACCCUAUCCUUCACCGGCCGCUGAAUAUGAAGAAGUCGUUCACAAUGCAGAGAUGUUCAUGCAAACACUACAGGAUCUUCAUAGAUUUAUGGGCACCAAAUUUAUGGUGCCUACUAUGGGAGGAAAGGCUCUGGAUCUACACCGCCUUUUUGUUGAGGUAACAUCUCGUGGUGGUCUUGAAAAGGUUAUUAGGGAUCGGAAAUGGAGGGAUGUGAUUGCUGUAUUCAGUUUCCCAGCAACAAUUACCAAUGCUUCAUUUGUCUUGCGGAAGUACUAUAUUUCCUUGCUUCAUCACUACGAGCAAGUGUAUUACUUCCAUCGACAUGGUCCAUCGACCUCAAUGGCUGUUUCUGUGGCUAAGAGCCCUGCCUGUUUGCCAGCAACCUUAGAGGUUCAAGCUAAUGUCCCACCUUCUCAUGAAAAUGGAAUCACUGUAAAUCAAUCAGCAGGAAGUCCUCAACUUCACGUUGGCUGUCCAGUUUCUGGAAUAAUUGAUGGAAAAUUUGAUAAUGGAUAUCUAGUGACUGUUAGUUUUGGUUCUGAUAAGUUGAGAGGAGUUCUCUAUCACGUCCCUGAUGAGUUACAGGUGCCAGGGAGUUCUAUUACUUCUACUGUGAAUGGUCGUCAGAACCGGAAAAGAUCCCAGAUGGCAUUGAAGGAUCCUUCUCGCCCUAAGACAAACAGGAGUGGUUACAAUUUCUUUUUUGCUGAGCAUUAUGCCAGACUGAAACCAUCACAUCUGGGGGAAGAGAAAGUCAUCAGUAAGAAAAUUGGGCACCUAUGGAGCAAACUCACUGAGGAUGAAAAACAGAGUGUUAAUGUGAUGUGGAGUUUCACACAAGAAGGGCGUGCUGAGGUGCCUUCCAUGACUAGCGCAGGAAAUAUUCUUCAAUGUUUAUCAGGAGAAAGGACUGAAGGACAAGGAGAGAUACCAGAGUGAAAUGUUCGAGUACAGAAAAUUAUCCAGAGCUUCAACCCUUCAAUAGGUUAUGGAAAUUGAUGAUCAGAGAGA
Molecule: messenger RNA, 1137 nt
Organism: Telopea speciosissima
Lineage: Eukaryota; Viridiplantae; Streptophyta; Magnoliopsida; Proteales; Proteaceae
Product: high mobility group B protein 10-like
Exons: 7
Coding region: 1-1065 (354 amino acids)
Molecular function (GO): DNA binding
Source: RefSeq, a predicted model, not a curated record